Leishmania braziliensis MHOM/BR/75/M2904 is the source of this 1275-nucleotide messenger RNA. RefSeq lists its product as hypothetical. NCBI's taxonomy places the organism in Eukaryota, Euglenozoa, Kinetoplastea, Trypanosomatida, Trypanosomatidae. Gene Ontology annotation, molecular function: protein binding. The record is from RefSeq and is a predicted model, not a curated record. Bases 1 to 1275 code for a protein of 424 amino acids. The transcript has a single exon.
AUGGGAAACACGUGUGCCAAGACUAGCGAAGUGGUGGACAACCGCAACAAUAGCCAGUAUCGCGAUGAGGACUUGAAGCAAUACAAGACGAAACAGCAGAUCAAGUCGAAGGAUGCGCAGUCUUCUCUAACAAAAGAAGAGGUGAUAGCUGGGCAUGAAACAACUUCUGUGGUAAAGAACAUUGAGGCGCUCCAGCAUAUGAUGAAACCUGUCGUCUCUGUUGUCACCUCGGAGUUGCGCCAUGAAGAUUUCCGUCAGUUCACUUCUGUGUUUGCCCGCGGGAAGGCAGCGCUUGCAGUGGCGUCGUGUGCCCAAGUGCAGCAGCCGCGGCAUGUUCUGCUGGCCGGUGAGGACAGGAGUGUGGCGUUGCUUAACUACGAGACGGGCCACGUGAUGCGGCGCUGGGUGCAUGCUCACGGAGGCGACAUCAACUGCAUUACGACACCGACCCCGUCGGGGCUGUUUGCCACGGCCAGUCGUGACAGGACUGUGAAGGUGUGGGAUUUCACCUCGAACGGCUCCCUCGCGGAGCUGCGCGGACACACGAUGAAUGUAACCAGCAUCGACACGAACCCUGGCGGCAACCUCCUCGUGUCGGGAAGCAGAGAUAAUACUGUGCGCUUGUGGGACGUCAACAGAGCUGAGGAGCUGUUUUGUGGGGAUGUUAAGCUCAACCUUGUGCACUUUGUCCGCUUCAUGUCGUCCAUGAAUUGCGUCGCGCAGGGAGGUGAAGACUUGGUGAUUCGCCUGUGGGAUGUGCGCACACAGGGAUCGCACAGCGACUUGUGCCUCUCCAAAACAAUCGAGGGAAUGGACUACUAUCCGGUGUGCUGUGAAACGAUACCUGAAAACCCGUACAUGCUGCUCACUGGUCACAACGGCGUGAACAGCUGUGGAUCAUACGUGGCAGAGUGGGAUGUGCGAACCGGAAAGCGCGUGGCUCUGUACAAAGGCCACGACGCCACCGUCUCCUGCGUGCGAAUGGUGGCCGCCAACAUCUACGGGAAGGGCUCCUUUUUCACCUCCAGUGAUGACGGGACGAUUGGGGUGUGGAACUUAGAAGAUGGGAAGAUGAAUAGAGAGGUUCAGCUCUCGGUGGAGCAUCGCUUUUGCCUCCCUGAGGGCCAUAUCACCGCGUUUGUGGCGGAGGACAACGGGGACAUAAUAAUCACAUUAGAUGACGGCUGCGUCAUCGCACUUCGUCCCGUCGUCAGGGGUGAAUUCGUAAUUCCUUCACUUCGACUGCGCUACGUUGGUGUGCUCACUGUGCAGUAG